AUGCUGCCGAGCCGUAACGAUGCGCUGGCAGCGCAGGCCGCGCCCGCAGCGCCGCGCGUGCGCCAGAAAAUCGCCAAAGUAGACGCCACCACGUACCGCCCCGCCCUAGCCCUGGCCGCGGGGCCGCGCGCCGCCCCAGACCAGUGGCCGCCCACGCACGAGCACCUGCACCGCCGCGCCUACACCCACAAUCCCUCUCAGCACCAGACCAUCCAAAUACAACCCUCGCACGAGCUCCACUACGACCGCAACCUCUACAAAGACCAGCAACAAAACCAACAGGACUACUACCAGCAGUACCGGGAACAGCAGAAGCAGAACCAAAACGCGAAGCAGCAAGACCUGUACCAGCACCAGCAGGAACAAAGCGACAAUCAGCAGCACAGUCAGGACUUGUACCGACUGAACCAGGAGCAACAGGACCAGAGCCAAUAUGAUCAUCAAGAUGGCUUAUACAGGCGGUAUCAAGAAGAGAAAGAAAAGCAGAAUCAGGAGGCCCAGAAGCUGUAUCACUUGCAAAGGCAGCAAGAUCAGUACCAGUCCCUGCAAAGACCGCAAGUUCAGUACCAAAACGAUCAACAGCAGCAGCAAAAUGUUUAUCAUGAACCGGCUCAGCAGCCGAGCAUUCAGUAUCAAAACGAGGACAGACGCCAGCAGCAAGGUUUCCAAGAUCAGAGGUAUCAGAAUCAGUAUCCUGACGAUGAGAGGGCUCAAUACGAGAGGCAACUCUACGAGCGUCAGGUGUAUGAGCAGCAAAGGCUUGCGUACGAGCGAGGCUUGCUCAGCCAGCGGCGACAAGAGGCAGAGGAGCCUUACAGAUACCGGCUGCUGCCGUACUCGUACGAGGGGGGCCGCUGACCUUGACCUAGUUUGCGGGUCGGAGGUGAGAGGCGCCCGGUUGUGCAACGAUGCGAGUGCAUGCGGCUCAUCCCGUCCCAUUCAUGUUUCGCAAUCCGAUUUGUAAAGAUGUGGUUUAAGAUCCAUUUCAUUUGAGACACCUCGAUCAUACCUCCAAUCACUAUUGGUUGUUGUGGUUCAAAUUAGAAAACAUCACUAGCUUGAAAUAUUCUAGGUCAUAUUUGUACCCAUUUAAUAGCCCAGCUAAUGACAAUUUAUUUCAA
Ostrinia nubilalis (European corn borer) is the source of this 1121-nucleotide messenger RNA. RefSeq names its product putative cyclin-dependent serine/threonine-protein kinase DDB_G0272797/DDB_G0274007. NCBI's taxonomy places the organism in Eukaryota, Metazoa, Arthropoda, Insecta, Lepidoptera, Crambidae. The record is from RefSeq and is a predicted model, not a curated record. The transcript has 2 exons. Bases 1 to 858 code for a protein of 285 amino acids.